Messenger RNA from Podospora pseudopauciseta, 1131 nucleotides. RefSeq lists its product as uncharacterized. Gene Ontology annotation, molecular function: protein binding. The transcript has a single exon. The record is from RefSeq and is a predicted model, not a curated record. Gene Ontology annotation, cellular component: nucleus; cytoplasm. Lineage: Eukaryota; Fungi; Ascomycota; Sordariomycetes; Sordariales; Podosporaceae. Bases 1 to 1131 code for a protein of 376 amino acids.
AUGCAUGCCGUUGAAAAUUGGAGUUAUAACGACGCCGAGGAUCUUGCUUACUUGAUGCUAUCCUACAUCUGGCAGAAUCGUCUCGAUCCUGACCAUCAUAUACGAGCCUGGCCCUUGUACGUAAACGUCCGGAGAGGAGAAAAGAGGAAGGAAUACUAUCGUCGCAUGCUGCGGUAUUGCCAACAUAGCACGCUACACCAAGCUUUCAGAAGCGGCUCUCAAGACGAGAUGAAUGCUGCACUCCUCGAGGGAAAGGACAUCAGUGAAGGGGACAUUUGGGGAUGGAGGGUUCUCCAUUAUGCCGCCGCGCUCAUGGCUUCGAAUACAGAUCCGCGCUUCCCAGCGGCACUUGAGGCUUUAAAGAUCGCACCAAGCAUGAUUGACACCCGUGACCUGAUAGGGUGGACACCGUUACAUUAUGCGGCAAAGAACCCCAACGCGGGUCGGCUUUUGGAUCAUAUCCUGGAGCACAGCAAUGCAAACGAGUAUGACAGUGAAUCAGCCCUUGACUUGUCAACACCACCUCACUGUGCAGCCGAAAUGGGGCUGGUCAAUCACAUCGAGAAGCUUCGGCGGUUCAAGCCUACUCGUGUCGUGAAGAAAUGGUUCAGUUCCCGUGAUCACAUGGGCUUUACACCCUUACACAGAGCCAUUCUGGGAGGACACGUCGAGGCAACGAGGGCAAUCUUGACAGCCGUGAGCCAAUGGUGGGGAAGAGAGGAGUAUUGGCUUCCGGUACAGGAACAUUGGAGAUAUAUUCAUUUUGCUAUUUGGUCAGGAAAGAUGGAAAUAUUCGAGCUUUUUCCUGUUGACAGAGAUUUGGUGCUUGAUUGGAUAACCUGGGCAGACAUAAACGGACUCACGCCUCUUCACAUGGCUGUGGCACGCGGCAACACGGACUUUGUCAAGGUCUUGAUAGAAAGGUUCACGGGUGCAGAGAGUCCAGACAUGGAUGGGAAUCAAUUGAGCCGGAAGGAUGAGGCAGGUUACACACCUCUGGAUAUCGCGAAGCAAGAGGGCUUCGACGAGAUUUGCACUCUUCUUCAAGAGGCCGGCGCCGAGCUGGGAACCCCGGACCGGAAUAAAUUUGUGUGGGACCGAGCAGAUCCCAUGAUGCAACUACCCAUCUAG